AUGAAAUUGGUUGAUAUUUUAUUCGUACUGACUGCAGCAGCAACCACUAAUGCAAUACUAAUCCCGACUAAUAACAAUGGUUCACCCAAAGCAUCAGUCACUUCGAGUCAAGCGUCUGGCCCAACCAAUGAGCCUAAUCCAGGCACUUCAGAUGAAUAUCAGCAAGACAUAAUUGAUGCAACUAAUUUAAGCAUUUUCGACGAAGACUGGAAAUACCUAUUUGAUUUGAUUGAUCCAAACACUUCCAAUGAAGACUGGCAAAAUACGGUGAAUCAACCCAGUUCAAGCACUUUCAGUCAAGUAUCUGGUACAGCUGAUGAACACGGUUCAAGUAUUUCCAAACAAGACCAACAACAAUCGAUGGAUCAACCCAGUCCGAGCACUCCCAAACGAAGUCGAAAACGGCCGAUUGAUGAACCCGGUUCAAACAUUUCCAAGCAAGACCAACAACAAUCGAUGAAUCAACCCGGUCCGAGUGCUUCAAAACAAAGUCGGAAACAAUCAACUGAUGAACCCGGUCUCGUAUUUCCCGACAAAUACUGGCAACGCCUAAUAGAUGAAGUCAAUUCAGACACUUUUGAAGACUGGCAAGAAUUGUUUGAUAUAGCUGGUUUAAAUACUCCCAGUCAAGUUUCUGACCCAAUUGAUCAAGUCGGUCCAAACACAUCCGACCAAGACCAACAACAACCAGCUGAUCAACCCAGUUCAGGUAUUCCCAACCAAACCCAGCAACACCUAAUGGAUGCAACUGGCCCAAGUACUUCCAGUCAAGACCAACAACAACCAAUGGGCGAAAGCGAGUCUGCCAAUACUGUUUCAAAUCAAAUAGCUGGAUUAUGCGAAAAAUAUCAAAGUACCUUUAAUCGUAUAAAGCAAAAGCUUGUAGAGUCUAAAGAAAUACGAGAGAAAAAACUCAAAGAAUAUUGUGAUUAUAAAGCCAUUGGAUUCGAACAAUGGUCAGCGCUAGAAAGAGGAGAAGAUAUAUCUGGAUCAAGGUACAGUCCAGACACUGAAAAGAAAUUGAAAAAAGAGUAUGCAAUGACAGGCAAAAAGGUGUGGGAGUUAAGGUAUCAAUUGAAAAGGUUUAUGAAAAGGCAUGGUUUGAAAUUCGAAGAACUGGGUUUGGAUUUGGAUUGA
Messenger RNA from Batrachochytrium dendrobatidis JAM81, 1137 nucleotides. RefSeq lists its product as uncharacterized. NCBI's taxonomy places the organism in Eukaryota, Fungi, Chytridiomycota, Chytridiomycetes, Rhizophydiales. The record is from RefSeq and is a predicted model, not a curated record. The transcript has a single exon. The coding region runs from base 1 to 1137 and encodes 378 amino acids.